UGCGUAGUGAGGUACAAUAAAUAUAAGCAACAACAUGGCGGCUAUUUCAGACAGAGAAUUAGUUGCUGAGCUUUCACGUUAUGGUGAAAAUAUACAAUUACCCAUAAAAUCCACUAAACGGCCAUUGCUUAUUAAAAAACUUAACCACCUGAGGGCUCGAUCUAAAGCUAAUGACACUUCAAGUGAAAAGCAUAAGUCGAGACAUAACUAUCGACAGACCAGCUCUUCUCAAGAAAAUAGCCCAGAAUCUGCAAAUAAUGCUAGUUCUAGAUCUAGAUCAUUAACUUUAAAUAAUCAGUCUUCUCUUAGAUCUAAUUCUAGUGUUGCACCACGCUCUUACGGAUUAAACAAUCUUAGUUCUGAUGAUAAUGAUAGUGAUGUAGACAUAGUACAAAGUUCUUCUUUUCCGCAAACACUCACUGAUUCUCAAGCCAGUGGUACAAACCAUGCAAAUUUGAGCUUGAGUAGUACUAGUAGAGAUAAAAGUCGCCAAUCAAAUGUGUCUGAUAAUGUUCUGAGAACACUCAGGAGAAGAACAGGGGAACUUCCCCCGAGACGCACACGGAAAAGUGAAGUACUUGAGCUUAGCAGUGAGCAGAAUAGAAUAUAUGAAAAUGAUUCAGUUGGUACACCUGAAAAGUCACCUGUUCCUUCACCAGCUAGAUCACGACUUUAUCCAAAUUUGAGUAACUUUCAUGCAACUGCUCGUGAUGAUACCUUUGAAUCAUCAGAUUCUGACCUUGAUGGAAGCACUUACUUCGUCACCAAUAAAUCUGUAAACACGUCAUUUCAAAGUUAUAAAGCUGAAGAUGAUGAGGAUAGAGAUGUUCCAGGGACUAGCUUUAAUAGCCAAGAAAAUACUUCCAACGCUAAGGCGAAAUCUUUCAAUGAUUCUCCGUCAGUUCAUCACAGAAAUGUUUCAACACUUCCAAACAGAAGAUAUUCCAAUGGCUCUUACCUUAGAGUCCAACAGUACAAAUCAAGAUACCUAGAACUUUUGCCACAUAUCUUGGUCGCUUGUGUCAUCAUUUUCUUUGUUGGAUUAUCACUAACUUAUGUUGUGAUACAUAAAGAUUACUUCUUUUCCUGGUUUUCCUCCCCAGACUAUAUGGCUUCUCAAACAGGCAAACAUUUAAGGUGCUCACAGGAUGGGGAAGAAAUGGAUGAUGCAGAUAUUGCUACAUCAUUGGAAGUUGUGAAAAAAUGGUUCUCUCAGCUCACUCUAAAGAAAGGUCAAGUGCUAUGUCAUGGUAAAAUAGGUGGAGACACAAUAAAUAUUUCUGAAUUGAUAGCCAUGAUCCCUGCUCAGAAGGGUGUUGAUGUGAAACGGAUUUUUUCUUGUUGCAUGCAGCUUAUACUUGCUAAUCCCGAAUGGAAUAUCAGGCCUCUGAAAGAAGAUAGUGCUGAGGCGGAUCUAGUUUCUGAUAUAAUAAAGCUGGAGUCCACUGUAGCUGACAUGACAGUUUGGUGUAGGUUAAAGAGGUCUUUUAUCACUGUGUUGUAUGGCAUCUUUCUAAUUGUUUGUGUUAUUGGAGCCGUCCUUCUGUUUGGUAUGUAUAUCAAAUACAGGAUUAGACAGCGUCAGUUAGAACAGGGAGAGGUUUAUGCCAUGGUGGAAAAAAUCAUUGAUAUUCUUCAAGAGCAUCAUGAGCUAGCCAAGAAAGAUGACUCUGAUGAGCAGCCAUACUUAGCUGUGCAACAUGUAAGAGAUCAGUUGCUUCCUCCUGCCUCAAGGCAGCAGAUGAAACCUAUUUGGGAAAAAGCUGUUGAGUUUAUAGCUGACAAUGAGUCUAGGAUUCGACUGGAAACCAAACUGAUAAGAGGGGAUGAAUUUGAUGUUUGGCAUUGGUUGCCACCAACUGCCACAAAUGGAAAAAUUUGGCAAGGUCAAGCAUUUGGUGAAAAUAGUGAGAAUAAUUCCAAUCAGGUCAUUUACAGCCCUACUCCAUGUUUGAAAAUUCGUAACAUGUUUGAUUCAAAUGUGGAGAGUGGAGAGCACUGGAAGAACAAUGUCAUUGACGCCAUCUUGGAAAAGUGUGAUGGCGUGAAGAACAUUGUCCAUGUGUAUGUGGACGCUGAGAGCAGAGAAGGCUGUGUGUACCUCAAAUGUUCAAGUUGUGAGACAGCUGGCCAGGCCAGGCAGGCUUUACAUGGCUGGUGGUUUGAUGGUCGUUUGGUAACUGUUAAGUUUUUGAGAGUGGAACAUUAUCAUAAGCGGUGGCCGGAAUCUCGUAACGCCACUAUGCCCCUAAAGCCAUCGACCAAUCAGAUGAAGUCCUUGUCACAGCCCUAUUACAAAUCAUCGUUGGAGAUGACCUAAAAGUAUUGACCUUUUGCCUUACGCUCCAGUGUCUUGUUUCUUCAUCUCCUGUCAAGCUACACGCCAUGCUUCAGCCUGGUCUAUACGACAUCAUAACACCACUGUUGAGGCUUUCAUUUUGUAACAUUAUGAGACAGAUCUUGUGCAGUAAAAUAGCUUUCCUUUUUUUGUUUUUAACUUUAUACUCCCCCUAACCUUUUCAAGUACGUGACAAGAUUAAAGCUACCCUUAUGCAGUGCUUCGAAUAACAGUUAAAAUAAGGCUGCAUCUGUAGUCUCAGCAUCACACUUUUUAGUAGUUGUUAAUUUUGUGUUUACAUUCAGGAUGAAUGCUUACAAAAUGAAAAAUGAGAUUAAUGUAGGAAUGAUAUGUUGACAUCCCCUGCUCUGCAUUUAUGUUAUUAAGAUACUUGCUGCCCAUUAGCUAGUCCCUAGCCGUAAAACAAACAAAAUAAUUGGUGUGUGUGAAUGUCUCUGGACGUGUGUGGCCUGACUGAAAUGGCUGGUCAAGAAGCUUGAAGAAAAAGUUUUUUUUUUGUUUUGUUUUUUUAAAGCUUUUCUCUGCUCAAUCUGGUUAUGUCUAUUUGCCUCAAUGUUUUUAUAUCUCAAGUGAAAGGUUUGUGUUUUUAUUUCUUAGGUCAGUGUCAGUCAACUAUGUUUUGUUGGUUCUCAAUCUUAUAGAGCUAUCCAUUCAUUUUGUGUCCAAUGUAUUGUAUUCUUGAAUAACUACUUGGGUACUGGACGCACUAGUGUGAACUGUUGAACCCUAUUGCCCAUCAUUUUCAAAAAAAAAAAAUUUUUUUUUCUAAAGUGAGCAGCUCUUUGUAAGAUCUGCGCAUGGAGUAGUUCAUCUGAAUAGUCAGUGAAGGAAUACUGUAUUUUGUAAGAGUUUAUUCUAUGGCAUCCUGUUCAAGUAGCUGAUCAUAAUAAUCUUAUUAUAAGUUUAUCUUAUAAGUAUCUUUUGUUUUUCCUGUAAAGUUUCCAUAUAAGAAAUAUUUUGGGAGGGCGGGGAAUUAUCUCUAUAUACAAGACUAUAUUAGUGUGAAAAUAUAUGUAACUAUACAUACAAGUCUGUAUGUAACUUGAGUAAAAAAAAAAUUGAUUAAUAAAUGCUUAUUCAAUUGUAAUUUUUUUUUUAUUGUGUUGCAUUGCAUUUAGUUAGUCUACUAAACCAAAGCCAAAACAUUUUUUUUUUCAGUGCAUUCAGGCAUCAAUUUUUUUCAUGUUAGAUUAAACUCACAUUAUGGAAGGAAAUAUAGUUCUCAUUUGACCAUCAGUCAUUGAAACUUUUGAUUUUUCCCAGAGCGAUGAGUAAGUACUGUCAAAUCUUGACAAAACUGUAGAACUGAAUGUCAUAGCUCUGAAUGUGACUGUAUUUUCCCAAUUUAUAUGUCAUGACAUGAAAUUACACUUUAAAAGGAAUGUGUAAAUUGGACAUGAUGUUUGAUUGUACUUCUAAUUGAUUUGUUUCUUGAAUUUCUGUCUGUGAUUUGAAACCAAUAUCUGUAGCAGUUUUCUUUUGUCCUGGGUUUGAGCAGCUGUAUUUCAAUCUGGUUAUGCACCACAUUAUAAAUAUAUUUUUUUUAUGUGUAACAUAGCAACUUGAGCUCAACAUAUAAACUGCAGGUUGAGAAAUGAUAAAAGUAAUGUAUGCUAGAGCAUGUUGUCCCAUUUCUAGGUUUUGGUAGACUGGUCGAGAAAGUUUUGUUUGCCACAAGUAGCAUUGUCAGGUACUAACAUCACAUGCCUUGACUUUAUCUUGAAGCUAAGACCUAAGAAUGUCUUCCAUGAAACCAAAACAGUCAAGCACCUUCACCAUUUGUCUACAGACUAAGCAUUGUAACUCUUCAUUACAUUGUACACCCAUUUUUUUGUACUCUGCCCACAUGGGCCUGUUACACAUACAGCUAUUAAUAGCCACCAAGAGCCUGGCAAUUUUUUUUUGUUGCACUUGGUUAUGUGUACAGCAUGAUGAUAUAAUAUAUAUAUAUAUAUAAUACCUUGUACAUGAUAUAAUAUUAUAAUACAUUGUACACAUUUUGUUUGUUGUUCAUUGGAAUGUAAUAUAGCACAGUAGAAUGAAGCAGUGAAUAAAAUUGUCAUCCAAGGGCUA
Molecule: messenger RNA, 4432 nt
Organism: Biomphalaria glabrata
Lineage: Eukaryota; Metazoa; Mollusca; Gastropoda; Planorbidae
Product: inner nuclear membrane protein Man1-like
Exons: 13
Coding region: 35-2320 (761 amino acids)
Biological process (GO): nuclear envelope organization; negative regulation of BMP signaling pathway
Cellular component (GO): nuclear inner membrane
Molecular function (GO): chromatin DNA binding
Source: RefSeq, a predicted model, not a curated record